GGGAAGAGAAGAAGCAGGUCAAUAAGAGAAUGUGUGGUGGCCGCCCCCGAUAAGAUAUUGGAAUCAGCCAGCAGAUAGUGACAGCUGACCUCUACUACUCACACAGGGGAGGCACAGCGCCACAGGAGAGAUACGUAUGCGGUGUUGAGUACUUGGUGUGAGGAGUGGACAUAUUCCCGGUGUUGCAUAGAGUUAAACCUUGGCUCAGCACAGCAGCCAGCAGCCGUCCCCUGCGCUGGAUGGUCCCGCCGCGCCACCCCGAGGCGUCCCCCGGGCCAGACGAGGCGUUCCUCCCCAGUAGGUGGUAGCGGGCGGCGUCCCUGCAGCAGCACAGCACACAGCAGCAGGGUCAGGGGUCGUUGUACCCCGGCCAGCAGAGAGCAGUGGGGUGGUGAGGAUGACCCCGCCCGACCUGGCUCCGCGCCCCUCACAGCCGCGGGCGGGAUGGGCGGCUGUGUAGGCGCCCCCAGGGAAACCACCCCCAGCACCGCCUCUCCUGGGGGGGGCGCCGCACCCCUGACAGGUGGGCGUCCUGGGGCGGGGAGGGGGGUGAGGAGCUCUGCAGCACCGCCUUCGGGCAAAAAUGUCCCGCUUAGACAUGAAAGGAUCCGGUGGAAGUCAGACAUGCCCCUCACGGAGACCCAAGUGCGCAGCAAGCGGGAGGAGUUCUGGGACACGGCGCCGGCGUUUGAGGGUCGGCGGGAGAUCUGGGAUGCCCUGAAGGCCGCCGCGCUGGCCAUUGAGACCCAUGACUACAACCUAGCGCAGGCCAUCAUUGACGGGGCCAACAUUACGCUUCCCAACGGUGCCUUGACAGACUGCUACGAUGAGCUGGGCACUCGCUACCAGCUGCCUGUGUACUGCCUCUCCUUCCCGCUCAACAUUCUCCCACGGUCUCCAGACAAGGAGGGACAUCCUGAGGCAGAAGGCAGCAUGGAGGGUGAGGCGCUGGUGUUAAGAGUCCGUCUCUCCACUACAAGUGUGGACACUCGCCUCACUGUGCGUUCCACCGACACUAUCGCCACCGCCAAGAAAAAAGCUUGAUCUCCAGGAAGCACUAGAGGGAAGGAGGCAGCGGUGGUUCUACUGUGGGAAGCUGCUGGGUGACCGAUUGCUGAUAUGUGAGUGUAACAUCCACCCGAGCUUCAUCAUUCAGGCCAUCAUAUCCGAGGAGGCUCUCACCGCUGUGGGAAGCUGAGGGGAUGGAUGCAGGGUGACGGAUGAUGGCUGAAUGUGUGUGUGUGUGUGUGUGUGUGUGUGUGUGUGUGUGUGUGUGUGUGUGUGUGUGUGUGUGUGUGUGAGGAAGGAAAGAGAAUAAUUUUGCAUUUGGUUUGUGAUUGGAGAAUUAUUUGUAGAGAGAGAGAGAGAGAGAGAGAGAUAGGGUGAAAAUUUAUGGAUGGAAUGUAUGGUGUGUGUGUGUGUGUGUGUGUGUGUGUGUUUUGUCUGUGUUUCCCUAACUAUAUAUGGUUCCUUUGGUAUGAUUAUUUUAUUUUAAUUUCUCUCUCUCUCUCUCUCUCUCUCUCUCUCUCUCUCUCUCUCUCUCUCUCUCUCUCUCUCUCUCUCUCUCUCUCUCUCUCUCUCUCUCUCUCUCUCUCUCUCUCUCUCUCUCUCUCUCUCUCUCUCUCUCUCUCUCUCUCUCUCUCUCUCUCUCUCUCUCUCUCUCUCUCUCUCUCUCUCAUAAGGGAACACUGUUGAUAUUAACAUACAAAGAUAUUUUUAUUCCUUAUUAGUCAGUUCAUUGCCUUGUUUGCUGCCUGUUUGUGUCUUUUUGUGCUUUAGUAUUGUUUGCAGAUUGUUUGUGUAUGUGCUGUCCUUGUCUUUGUGUUUGUUGGUGAUGUGUUGUUUGUUGGGGUAGUCUGUAGAAAAGGACAUGGGAUUUGAACCUGUUUUCAUGAAGUUACUACUACUAUUACUACUACUACUACUACUACUAUUAUUAUUAUUAUUAUAUUACUACCUCUCAAUAGAGGUAGGUAGGCUUAUUAUUGGUGGGUUUGAUAUUAAUGUUACUACUGACGAUGGUAUACGUACUUAUUAUUAUUAUUAUUAUUAUUAUUAUUAUUAUUAUUAUUAUUAUUAUUAUUAUUAUGACUACUAUUAUUGUUGUUGAUGAUGAUAGUAUAGCUUCAUUUUUUUUUUUUUCAUUGAUUUUGUGGUAAGUGAAAAGACAAUUGAUUAGUAUGUGUGUGUGUGUGUGUGUGUGUGUGUGUGUGUGUGUGUGUGUGUGUGUGUGUGUGUUGGUAUGUAUGUGUGUGUGCGCAUGUGAUGCACUGUGCACACACCAAGCUCAUGCUCCUGUGCUCAAAGAGAUUCAAUUCCUUGCUAUGCUGUCACUCACCACCACCACCACCACCACCACCACCACCACCACAACCCUCACCACACUUCUCGUACCCUUCUGGUGUGGCAGUGGUGACUGUGGCAGUGCAUUAGUUCCUGUUUCUUCCUCUGGCAUUUACUGACAGGAGGCAUUUAUAUUUAUUUGUACUUAAGGUAGUGUUUCUCCUAAGCGAGCAUCAUGUGUGAGAAUGGGAGCAAGGUGGAGUCACUUUUCUACUAGAGCGAGUCAUUAGUACCUAGCACAAGGGGGUAUUUAUAUAUUUUAGUCAUGUUUUCUCCCCCUUACACUUACUGUAACCACAAUAUAAGAGAAUGGGGGAAAGGAAAGUAGGAUUAUUAGAUAAACUAGAAGACAGUUUGUUAUUCUUGGUCAGCACAAAGGUGACAUGGGCAUUUAUAUACUUGCUUAUGUUUUUAUUCCCCCCUUCACUGUUCAGUCAUACAAGAGAAAGGGAGGAAAUGUAGAACUACUGUAUCAUGUAAUAGAGGAAGGUUUGUCACUCACUCCACUUAGUCCUUUAGAGAGAUUGUCACACAGAACACAACAUUAUCACUACCACUACCCUCACUCACCAGCACAAUCACCACCACUGUAAUAGCAAAGAUAAAACUGUGGCACAAUUUCACAUACAAGAGAGAGAGAGAGAGCAAGAGAGAGUAUUUGUGGUUAAGACAAUCUAGUACAUGUAUUGAAGAAAGUACAUAUAGUUGUGAGGAGCCAGCCUGCAAACAGGUGGUUAUAGAGUGGAGUGGAGGUAAGAAGAAUAGGAAAGUGACAAGUGUAGGGAAGGCUGGCACAAGAGAUUGUGUGUGUGUGUGUGUGUGUGUGUGUGUGUGUGUGUGUGUGUGUGUGUGUGUGUGUGUGUGUGUGUGGUAGUAUUUAUUCACAAUAUGUUAACCCAAAAGGGUUCUAUGAUUGUGAUAUUUGUGUGUGCAUUGUAGUCAACACUUGUUCCAUCAGAGGCAUUGUACUUAGAAAACUGUGUGGUGACAGCAUGUGCAGGACAUAUCAGCCACACAUGGUAGAUUGCAUUUGUUGUGUUAGUUUGCAGUCUUAAAUUCCUUUCCUGUUAUAAAGCAGCUGAAAAGUUGAUGGAUGUUGGGAACACCAAGGGAGUGAUUUGGGAGGUUAUUACUGUUUAGUUCAGUUCACAGGUAGUGUCUGAGUGUUAGCAUUCUGCAUUCUGUUCAUUUAACUACUAGUGGAUAUGGAGUAGUGUGGCUGUCUUAUCUCAUCACACAUUCCUCUGUUUUGGAUGGUAAAGAUAAGUAGACUUUGAUGGCAAUAAAAUGCAAGAUGAAGAUGAAACACUUUAUAUCUGCAACAUUUUGAGUACCUCCCUUGUCUGAGAAGGUAGUUGAAUGUUAAGGAAAUAAAGUGCUUCUGCUGUUUCAUCACAUGUUUCAUCACCAGAUUCUACUCGAUUGUUUUAAUUUCCAUUGUAUCUGCUGAGAAGUCAUGGGCAUGGAAAGCAAAUGUGCCUUUAGAAAGUAAACUUUGAAGACCAUUUUUAACUUCAUUUUGUCUGGAUUAGAACAGCACCAUCAGGAGCUUAUACUCUGUUACUUAUGUGUCCUCUUAUGUCUGGUUUGAGGAAGUGUGAGAAACCAGGGUACAAUUUGGGGGGAAUCUAUCAUAUAGUUUGUAAUCUUAUAGGCAUCAUGUGUGCAGUGGGGGAUGUAGGAUGAAGGUGGCCAAGGCAUAUGUGAACACACUAACUUAGGCCAUAGUCGGUCACCAGAACACAGUCGUAUGUACUAGUUUUGCACUGAAGUAAAUAAUGGAAAACUGUCUUUUUUCCUUUGUGGCUCAUCUUGUACGGAUCCCUGAUGCUUUUGUGGUCAGGGGAGUGUUGUAUGCUGUGGCAGUGUGUGUGUGUGUGUGUGUGUGUGUGUGUGUGUGUGUGUGUGUGUGUGUGUGUGUGUGUGUGUGUGUGUGUGUGUGUGUGUGUGUGUGUGUGUGUGUGUGUAACCUAGUAACAUUAUGACAAUACAAGUAACUCAUCCAUACCUCUUAGUUUACACACCAUAAAGAGAGAGAGAGAGAGAGAGAGAGAGAGAGAGAGAGAGAGAGAGAGAGAUUUGAUAAUAUAAUAAUCACUUAUAUAAAAGAUACUAGUUUUUUCCUUGUACGUUUGUUGAACUUGAAAAAAAAAAAAAAAAAAACUCCACCAUACAUAUUAGACAGAUUUAUUUUGAAUGCCCCUGAUGCAUACCUUGUAACAUUCCCUGUCCCUCCCCCAAACACCAGCACCACACCAGGAAUGCAUUGCUGCCUACCACUGUAUCUCUUGAGUGUCUUGCUUUUCCAGUCAGACUCCUGUGUAUGUACUUAAACUUAAAUGCAACUAUGGUAUUAAUCUUUAAUCCUCACAUUCCUCUGUUGCAGUUUUCCAUGUGAUCAGAAAUCCCUUGUACCAGAUUCUCCUUGUUAUUCAGAUUUGUGGAGCUUUUAACAGAUUGAAGUUGAUUCUAUAGAUUGUGUGUUUGCCUGAGUUGCUGUUUUUUUUGUACAUUGAAAGCCAGUGACACUGUUUUGUAGCAUCAUCCUUGUUCACGGUUCAGGAGAUGUGAUUCUUCAGUGUUCCUUCCCCUGAUUUGCUCUUGUCUAUGUGAAGACUUGUUUCCAGCAUAGUAAAUAAGCUCUUGAGAUCCUUCUGUUUCAUGAUGGAGGGGUUUAGAAAGCAAGUGGGGAAUGUACGUAUAUUUUUGGUGUUCCUGUCUUUCAGUUAUAGUUUUGGUGAAGAUGCCUUUCCAUCCUGUAGAGAAAGAAGCACAUCAGAUCCAUGACUGUCCUCAGGGUAACACUCCUUGCGUUGGCUGUUGCUUCAUGUGUAUCUUGUCUGCAGUGUUAAUGAUAAUGGAUUACACUUGAAUGUUGUGAGUUGUAACAGAGAAAGUCUAAAUUGAAGAAUAAUGAAUGGUUAAUUAAAUUGGAUUACACUUGAAUGUUCUUGUGACAGAAAAAAUCUAAAGUGAAAAAAACUCAUGAGUAUUGGAUUAAACCUGAAUGUUGUGACAAAAAGAAUUUAACUUGAAAAAUAAAUAAUGUCAAUAAAUUUCACUUUCUAAAUAGAAAUCUUGACUCUACAAAUAUGUUGGAUGUGGUUGUAGUGUGUGCAAAGAAUAAGACAAAAGUAUCUGUAGAUAUUAUGAAGAUAGGACAUUCAUUAACUUGACUCACAUCCUGUGUACCACAACUUUCAUCAUGUGGAGACCAUUAUGAGAAUAUGCCUAAAUUCUUGAUAAAAAUUUACUUGGCUGUUGAAUGUAUACACUAAAAAGAAAUGUUUGUCUGGGUUGCAUGAGGAGAAUGAUGCAGAUAUUCAUAAGGAGGAUAGGGAGGUUCACUAAUGGAAGAAACACAUAGAGGCUUGUAACAUUGUGCAAGGGUCCACACAUUUACUCUUUUACAGUGUUGUGACAGAAAGUAUAUGUCCCAGCCUGCACUUGUGAUCUCAUACUUUUUGAGUAAGGGAAUAGCAAUUGUUGAGAGGAGGAUGUUAUACAAUACUAAAUGUUCAGCUUAAAAAUGUACAACGAAGAAAACGAUUGUGUUGUUAUACAAAAGGAAGGUCUUAAUGAGAAAGAAUUACUGAAGGAAAUCAUUUAUGUACAUACUGGUAUUUAUACACCUACAAUAUUUGUAUUUGCAUUUUUACCUAAAUGUUUUGACAAAGUUUCUGUCUAGAUUGUAAUCAUGCCAUCACAUGGAGACAAAAGGAAAUGGGCAUUCAUUGUUAAGGAAAAUUAAUGGAAUCUUUAUAGGUAUUUCAGGAAGAAUAUGAUUUAACUUGUGUAAGUGGAAAGAGCAUUUGAUGGAGAUUGACUUUUUGAAUGAUAUUGAAGCUUAUAGCUUAUCUAUAUUGGAGGCUUUUACUUGAUGUAUGACCAAAAAUUACUACUGGUUCAACAGGUACUUCAGGAAGAACAUGGUUUACUUUAUGUAUAAGUGGAAAGACAUUUAAAAUGAUAUUGAGGCUUGUAACUCAUUCAAAGAUGCUUUUACUUAUCUAUAUUGGAGACUUCUACCUGCCGUCUGACCAAAAAUGUUCAGGAACACCAAGUUUCUCUUGUAGAAAGUUUUAUUCUUUAGUCAGCUUUAUGUCAUCCAACCAGGAUGUGUUAUGUUUUAAGAUAGGUUCUUUUAUAGCUACAUAUUUUAAUAUUUUCAGGGAUUUAUUUCAAGUAAAAGGAAGUUUUUUCAAUCUAUCAGCUAAUAAAGAUACCUAAAAACUUGACAGAUAGUUAUGUAUGGUAACUUUAUAUUUUCCCAGCCUCAGACUGACUUGGGGAAGUGCUAAUGUUCAGUGCAGACACAGGAUCACUGCAUCUCCUUGCAUCACUGUCUCACCUCACCACACUGUGACUGGGAAUAACUAAGCAGUCUCUUAGUGAAAUAUGAGUUACUUGACUUACUGUUUUGAACACUCCACAUCUGUUGUGGAUUAGCAUUUAUUUAUCCAUUUACCUUUAUAUCUGUGGGCAGGAACUCUCAAGGAGACAGGCUAUGUAUGGGAAAAGUGACUCAAAGACUUGUUCUUAAACAGAGGCAAAACAUAAGGUGUUUAGGGAAGAAGGCAGCAGCAGAAUUAAGUGUCUGCACACCAUCUUAAAAGAAACCUGUGAGCAAAAUGAGACAUUUUCACUGGUACCCACUCAAAGCUGAAUAAAUGAAUACUGGGACUACUUCAGAGAGGAAAAGAAACUGUGCAUACUGCCAACAAAUUAUGAGAUUAAAGGAUUCCAAGAGUUAGGCAUCUAACACUAUAGCUCCAGAAAUGCUAAUGCCUUUGUGUGUCUCACGACUGAAAUGUGAACUUACAAUACUUGUAACUGGCCGUGAGUGGAACACUAGCAUUUAGCUGUCCAGCCCCCAGGAAAAUCCAUAAAACCUUGAAGCAAGCAUCAGGUGGUGUGCUGUUCUUAUUGUUGUGUGUGUAAGGAAUCAAUGAAGGACUGUACAGGAAAACAAAACUACUAGUGAAGUCUGACUGCAUACUGGCAGCAAACUACAACCUUUAUGACUUACUUUACAACAGGACUAAGACCACACAUGAACCCUAACUGCCUACUGGAAGCAAGUUACAACCUUAAGGACUUGACAGGAAGACAAAGACUACAUGAGAAGUCUGACUGUGUAUACUGUAUUACAGUAAACCUAAGGACUUAGAAGGGAAAGAUUCCAGUGACUUAAAAUAGUUUCACCCUUCCUGUCCAUCUCUUCCUUUGUCUCACUGAUCCUUCAUGCUUUCUCCUUUUCUCCCAUUCUUCCAUUCUUCAUUCUUCCUUCCAUGUCACAAGAUUAUAAGCCCAAUAGAAGGGUGUUGAAACUUGAAAAAUUUCAUCAAUUUUUCUGUCUGUUUCAACUUACAUUCUUCUCUCUUCAUUCUUCUCUUUCCUUUUCCAACAGCUUCACCAUAACCUCCCACUCCUAAGAUAUUCCUUCUCUUGUCUUUCUACUAACUUCCUUCCCUUUUCUUCCCUUUCUUUUCUCAUCCCUAAGGUCCUUUAUUUCUCUUCACCACCUCCCAUGCACUCUGCAUGAUCUGCUGCCUCAUUACCAAGAGAAGGAACACUGGACUCACACACACUUGUAGAUGCACAGAGUGACUUAACAUUUCACCAGACCUGUUGCCACCACUCAGCAGGAUGAGGGGGGAACAGCCUGUACAAGGGGAAGGUGACCUGCUGCACCUUCCCCUACCCAUCCACCGGCCUGCAGCAUGCAAGGUUAGGUUAGGACUGUAUAUACCAUAGUUUAUACAUCUAUCCAUAUUAUAUUACGAGACAUGCGUGUGUAUGUGUGUGUGUGUACGUAUGUAGGUGUGGUGAGUGUUUUGGUAUACUACAUAAUAUACACAUUGUAAUGCAUUUUUUUUUAUUUGUUUUCUGUGUGUGUGUGUGUGUGUGUGUGUGUGAGUGUGUGUUAAGUUACCAGUGUUUAGCAGGGAACCUGUUAUUAUGUCUCUCCUAUCAUGAAGUUAAUGAGUAGCUUUUGUAUGAAUCCCUCAAGCCCAAAUGAUGAUGAUGAUGAUGAUGAUGAGCAGACCUUUUCUGUGAUUAACAAAUAAAGUCAGUACCACUU
Messenger RNA from Scylla paramamosain (green mud crab), 8428 nucleotides. RefSeq names its product ubiquitin domain-containing protein 2-like. Bases 445 to 1044 code for a protein of 199 amino acids. The transcript is spliced from 5 exons. The record is from RefSeq and is a predicted model, not a curated record. Lineage: Eukaryota; Metazoa; Arthropoda; Malacostraca; Decapoda; Portunidae.